Molecule: messenger RNA, 5047 nt
Organism: Eutrema salsugineum
Lineage: Eukaryota; Viridiplantae; Streptophyta; Magnoliopsida; Brassicales; Brassicaceae
Source: RefSeq, a predicted model, not a curated record
CUUUAUCUCUCUCUUCUCUCUCUCUUGCCCUGCUUUCGUUAACCCUUGAAUUCGAAAACCCAGACGCAGUCUUAGAAAUUGAGGCUGGAGAAGAAAGGCUCCCAUCUGCUACACGGCUAGACGUGAUACAAGUGACAUCUUGAGGAUUCCGAGCAUGUUAGUUGGAGGUAGCUCAUGACUUCUCGGGUGAAAAGAUAUUUUAGGAUAAUUUAUAGGAGCUGAAUCUAUGCCUGGAAACGAAUUUGGAGAGAGAAUCCACAAUUUCUUUGGACAGGAAGGCCUAUCUCAAGACCAGCAUCAGUCUCAGGUUGUUGACGGAAGCUGGUCCAGUUUUAGUAAUGGUUUAGUUGGAAACCAGAGGCAGAUAGACCCAUCCCAUAUCACCAAUCUGAAGAGUUAUAGCACACAACAAUCUGUUGAUCCUGAGAGAGGGCAAUCUUCAAAUUCACAGCAGGGUUUGACUUUUACGCAGCAGCCUAUAAGGUCUGAGUACUCCAGAAGUCUAUUGCAAGAUAACCAGCAACUCACAAAUGGUUACAUGCAUGGUCAGGCAAUGCCGAAUGGGGCAAAUGUUUUGGGAGUGGAUGUAGAAUCUAGUAGGGAUAAGUUAUCAGCGAAAGGAUAUUCUCCAGACCUUCAUAAAAUUCCUAUGAGGUUUGAGAUGGGAGAAUCUCCGGUUAAUUAUGAUUUCUUUGGUGGUCAACAACAGUUAAACAGCCAGCUCCCUGGCAUGCUCCAGCCUUUUCCAAGGCAGCAGAUGACAUUCAAUGAUAUGCAACUGCUAAAACAGCAAGUUACGGUUAAGCAAAUGCAUGAAUAUCGAAUGCAACAACAGCUUGAGUCCCGGCAGCUCAAUUCUUUGCAUUCAAAUGCAGUCAAUGGAAGUCGCUCAAGUGAUAAUCAAUCACAUCCGUUGAUCAAUGGCAUCCCUAUUCAGGAUGCGUCUAGUGCUUGUUGGCAGCCUGAUCUUAUGACAGGAAAUACAAACUGGAUGCACGGGCAGGUGAACUUAUUGGCACAACAAUUUGAACCUUCCUUAUACGGUAUGCCUGUUGGUGGGGCAAAUGCACCUCAAAAUGCCUUUUCUUCCGUUCAGAUGAACAUGUUAGCUGCACAGCAUGGUUCUGCAAACAGGAGUUCCUCUCUCACCAAUCAGUCAACUUCAUUUCUUAAUCAAGGCGAUGUACAUGAUAGUCAUAUGCUCCCUAGAUCCACAUACCAGGAGAAAGUGUUGUUCUCCCAUUCAUCAGUUCCAGGUGCAAAUAAUAGGCCCAACUUUGGAAGUUUCCAGGAUGAUGAUUCCCGUGAGAGGAACAUGUCAGUGCAGGAGAAAUUUGGUAAGAUUGAGGGUUCUGGUCCAUCAGAGAAGUCAUUUAUGAGCGUGCCUGAUAAUGUAACUGCAUUACAGAAUUCAACAGCAUUAGAUCCAACAGAAGAAAAGAUUUUGUUUGGUUCGGAUGACAAUUUGUGGGAGGCAUUUGGAAACAGUACGGAUAUGAGCUUGACUGGAAAUCUGAUCUCCAGCAGUUCUGACCUUUAUGAUGCUUGCCCCUCUUUGCAAAGUGGGAGUUGGAGUGCUCUUAUGCAGUCUGCUGUAGCAGAAUCAUCCAGUGAUAACGCAGCCUUUGGUAGUAGGGGCCAGGAUUUGGGUGUCAAGGCUUCAAAUGCACAGAGCGAGAGAAUCCACAGUGAUUCCACUCGGACAUCUGCUCAACAUUCAAUGUCUCAAUGUAGUCAGAUGGCUGGAAAUAUUUUUCAUUCUUCAAGUUCUGGGAUCGAUAGAAAGAAUAAUUCGUGUGCUAUUCAAAAAAAUGAGGGCCUUGAAGAUAGAUUUGGUAUUUGGAAGGCUGCUUCUAAUCCAAAUUUAGCUGCUAUGACUGAACAGAAGAAUCAUUUUACACAAAAUCUACAAAUGAAAAAGGCAAGCUAUGGACUUGGCAUUCCCGGUACAGUAAAUAAUUCUAGUGCUUCUAGGGAUGUCCCGGGAAAUAUUCAACAACACUUGAAUAAUAAGUCUGUGGAGAAAGCUAUCCCUCAACUGAAUUCUAGAGAUGGCAGUCAAAUUCUUGAGUCAUAUGCGAGUAAUAAUGCUGGUAAAGCCAUGGCUGAAUCGAACGAAAUGGAGAAUUCUGGAAAGGAGAACUCAAAAGACAGUUUUCGAUUGAAAAUCUCACAACAGUCUUUUACACGUGGGUUAAAAGAUGAUACUCAGGUAAAUGCCCGUGAUUCGUCUAUGUUGCCUGGUGGGAAAGAAACACAAUCUGUUCAUGUUGGUAGUAGGCCGUCGAUAAGUCGUAAAUUUCAGUAUCAUCCCAUGGGUAAUAUUGGUGUCACUGAUGAGCCUCGUCGAGAAAACGUUUCUCAUCUGUCUACCACAUUGGAGCAGGUUUCUGCAGGGUAUUUCGGGCAGUCAAAGUCUCUUGGUCAGCCACCUAUGAACAUGCGAAAUGACAGGGGACAUGUUUCACAAAACGACUUGAAUUGCACAAAUGAGAGUUUCAAAGGCAUGGGCUCAGGGAAUUCACCUAGUACAUCUGCUUCAGCAGACAGGAGUGUUGAUAAUCAAGUGAAAAGUGCUUCGUCAAGGCAGACUAUGCUUGAGCUUCUUCACAAGGUGGACCAGUCGCAGGAGCAUUCCUUGGAAGCAAAUGUUUCUGGGAUUCCUGAAACAAAGAUUUCUGCAGACUAUGGUGGUCAAUUUCGUCAUAGUCAGUCAUCUGCUUCUCAGGGGUUUAGUCUACAGCUGGCUCCGCCAUCUCAACCAGUCCUAUCACCUGAUAACGUGCAGUUUUCUAUGAAUUCUAUGCAGCCAUUGAAUUCACUUCAUACCGUCCCUGAAAAGGGAGGAACAAGUCAAUCAAGGUUUGCUCCAUGGGCAAAACAAUCUUUUCCGCAACAAUCCACUUAUCCAGGAGAAUCCAACAUGACUUCUGGUUUUCCAUAUGCCAGAGGGUAUCACCAAAAUCAACUGAUGCCUGGUGCUACCCGACAAUCAGCUUCCAACCAAUUAGUCAGUUCAUCUUCUGAGUUGUCUACCCCUCAAGUGAAAGAAAGAGAGGAAAGCAGUGACUUUGGUCAACGUGGACAUUCAUCACAAACACCUUCCCUGCCAAAUCCUACAACCCACAACAACAAAGGAGAUUCAGCUGAAGGAUUUCCUAUGCUGUCUGCUUCUCAGCUUCCAGUUGCAUCCAGCUCGCCUCAGCAGAGUUCCUCUUUUGGCAUGAUGUCUGGCUCGCAAAUGGGUAUUUCAGCUCCGCAACAUCGGUUUUGGAACCAGCCAUCGAAACCCCAGCCUGAUAUUUCACGGCCGCAUCCAUUUCCCAACAACCACGUAGAAGGGAGCUUCUCAAGGCAGGAGAAGAAAAAUCAAUUAUCCUCCCAAAAUGGAGGAGACAUGUCAUUAAGUGGGAGGGGCAUGGUGAAUAUGCCUGGUUUACAGAGUAAAGAUAUGGGUGCCAAACAAACAUCUGAUAUUGAUUCGGUGUUCUCCAAAAUGGUGCAGAGCAACCAUGAAACCUUUGAUCGCUCUCUUCCUUCAAACAACCUUCCAAAAGAACUGCGUCACGGUGAGCAUAUGGCUGCUAGUGGGGACGGUGACGCACCCAAGAUGACUGUGAAGAGAGUUGAAGAGAGUGCUGUUCAUCUUCAGAAGGUAGCUUCCAAAGGGGAGCAACAGUCACCUUCACGAUCUGAUGGCUUAGUUGGAGAUAAAUUGAAUGAGAAGGAACCAGCGAACCACAUGCUGCAUUUUGUCCAAAAUGUUUCUCAGGGUUUCUCCUAUAAGAAUCAUUCAGCCUCGGCUGGAGCAGAUCAUCAACAAAUCAGUCCUCAGAUGGCUCCAUCCUGGUAUAGUCAGUAUGGGACUUUCAAGAAUGGACUGGUGCAACCCGUGAAUGAUACAGGGAGAUUCACCCCCUUGAAGAAAGGAGAACAAUCUUCUAAUGCUGGGACUUCGGUUGAUGGUACACAUUCUGUUCAAUCGUCGAAGCAAUUUAAAAUGCAGCAGAUGCCAGGCUCCGCACCAGGAGCGGAAACUCGCUUAUCUGAGUCAUUGCCUCUUGGUGCUACUGACAAACUUCUUGUGAAAUCGAAGAAGCGCAAAACCCCCACAUCAGAACUUCUAUCUUGGAAUAAAGAAGUCGUGCAGGAAUCUCAGAGGCUUAAGACUCUCAGUGAGGCCGAGGUUGAUUGGGUUAGAGCGACUAAUCGAUUUGCUGAAAAAGUGGAAUUUGAGACUUUACUUGAGGAUGGCCCACCAAUCAGAACAAAGAGAAGGCUUAUAUAUACAAGACAGCUCAUGCAACAACUAUUUCGUCCGCCUCCUGGGAGGGUGAUAUCUUUGGUUGCUAGCUCAAAUUAUGAGUUGGUUGCAUAUACUGCCGCAAGAGCUGCACUAGGAGAUGCAUGUAGCUCCACUUCUACCGACAGGAGUGAGCGCUUUAUGCCCCUGACCAAAUCAAACCCGCUGUCUGAGAGAACGAAAACAGAAACAAUCAGUGACCAGUACAUCUCCAAAGCUGCUGAAAAUUUCAUUAGUAGAACACGAAAGCUAGAGACUGACUUUGCGGGACUAGAAAAUGGAACUACAAUUGCCGACUUGAGCGUCGAAGUCCAGGAUCUAGAGAAGUUUGCAGUGAUCAAUCGUUUUGCGAAGUUUCACCCAACAUCCUCGUCUAUGGACCGGACCGGGAGUUCAUUUAGGUUAAACCCACAAAGAUAUGUUACCAUAGCUCCAAUGCCUCAGAAUAUACCAGACAGGGUACAAUGUCUCUCCCUCUAACUAUUGAUUGAUGAAUCCAUAUAAUUCUGUUUUUGGCCAAUCUUCCCCAUUCAUUGUUUUAUGCAUCUCGUGCCCCAAAUCUUUCUAUAUUCUUUUCUAUUUUUGGGUGGGGUAUGAGUGAGUUGGUCAGAAUCCUGAGAACAGUGAAGGCUUCUAUUGUCAAGAAGCCGGAGAGUUCCUACUCGACAUGUAGCGUUAAUGUAUGCAUCAUCACGAAUAUUGUAAGUCAAAUCCAUAUGUAUACUUAGUAAAGAAGAAUUACCC